CUCUGUGCUUUCUGACUCGACGAAUCCCCUUCCGAAGGCUGUUAGGCUGAAACUGACCGCUAUACGCGAUCGGAUUCAAGGACAACAAUUCUUUUGCCGACAAGUUGUUACCGCCCUGGGCCUGGAUUGUUUUCCGACAUUGAAAAUCGCUAUGACUAGGCGCUUCUCUGGCGCUAAUCACGGCGGCAACGGUGAUUUUACAGAGUGCCCCAUGCGGUCUCCGAACACUAAACAAAAUGACUCGGAUAUUUGAACGCGUAUAAAAGACUCUGCGCCAGCAUGGCUUUUCUCAUCGUGACGACUCAGCUUCAGCUCCUUCUACACUCAUCUCUAUCAGCAUGUACGCAAAAAGGCUUGCUCUGGUCUCUGUUGCUUCUGGUGCCCUCGGGUCAGCCGUUACGCCUAGCGCACAAUCGACCUGCACGACGGUAGCACAAGGCAUCUUCGUUGGCGAUACGACUGUGUACAGCGACCCGUUCUCUCUUGAGAACGAUACACUCUCUUUCGGCCCUGCAGAGUACUUCCGCAUGCCAGAUGUGGAGUUUCAAGCUUGCACCCCGAACAUUGCGGUGUACUCCAACCAGGAGACAAGCGCGAACGGAACCUACGCAGGUCAUUUAUAUGUUCCUUCAUUGGGUACCUGUCUGGGUGUGGAGGAUAUCUUCAACUCGCCUCCAUACACAGUGACGACUAUGGCGUGCCCGACCGACAACGACAUCAACCAGAGUCGUGCAAGCUGGGUUAUGGUCAAUCAGAAAGUGUACUGGGGCGGCAUUACCUCAGCUGAAGGCCCCAUUUACCAGGGCGGAAACGACUGUUUCGGUCUUGGCUUGUACGGAUACCAAGGCGUGAGCGAGGCUAACGAGGAGGGAAUCCCGGCCGUCAUCGGGACGACACCAUUGGUUUGUGGAAACGGUGCUCACGUUCAUGGGUUCACUAUCGUCGCAGACCCCAAUGCCUGAUCCCACUACCCGUUGCUUACUCUAGUUACUUGGAGGGGUCUUUGCAUCGUUUACCUGAUUUUAUGGUUUCUUGGUUGUUAUUGGUUCAUAUUUUGGGAUCUGCACGUCAAAUAUUGUGGUUUCGUGGUUUGAUAGCCUGUGUUUUCUGUGUUGCGUGAAUCGCAUUCAGGGGUAACUUAACCUCAAC
Messenger RNA from Coniophora puteana RWD-64-598 SS2, 1149 nucleotides. RefSeq lists its product as uncharacterized. The record is from RefSeq and is a predicted model, not a curated record. Bases 339 to 962 code for a protein of 207 amino acids. The transcript has 4 exons. Lineage: Eukaryota; Fungi; Basidiomycota; Agaricomycetes; Boletales; Coniophoraceae.